This is a messenger RNA of Tribolium madens (black flour beetle), 6301 nucleotides long. RefSeq lists its product as uncharacterized. The transcript has 20 exons. The coding region runs from base 20 to 6301 and encodes 2093 amino acids. The record is from RefSeq and is a predicted model, not a curated record. Gene Ontology annotation, cellular component: membrane. Gene Ontology annotation, molecular function: calcium ion binding; protein binding; calcium channel activity. Lineage: Eukaryota; Metazoa; Arthropoda; Insecta; Coleoptera; Tenebrionidae. Gene Ontology annotation, biological process: detection of mechanical stimulus.
GUCAUAACGACGCUAAUCAAUGAACGGUACUUUAAGAAAAAGUGUUUUUAAUAUACUAAAAAUCGGAAUUUUAAUAGUAGGAGUAAAUGUAGUAGACUGUUUUCUUGCAAAUAAGAACGAAACGUUUAAUAGAAUAAUUAGAGCAAAUGACGGAAAACCAGUUCUCGCCAAUUGCCAUCCGAAUAAACGCGCCGCUGAAAAAAACUACUAUCUGAUCAAAAAUGCUCUCCUACUUGAACCAAGCUGGAGCAACAUUGACCCACAUUCAACCGCAUUGCCCUUGUAUGAAAAAUAUGAGUGGAAAUUUGCCGCAACGAGAGACACUAUCGACCCAAAAACAGGCAAGUCCACAAGCAGUGAAAGCUUCGACUUAUCCAAACACCAAAUGCAAAACAGCGUAAAUUUGAAAUUUGAGCCUUUUACAUCCCCUCCUGGUCUCUACAAAAUUACAGCAACCCUAACACCAAAACAAGAAAAUGUGCCCAAAUUUUCCCCUUUUGAGUGCUUUUUCCAAAUCAAAGCUGUGCUUCCUAUCGUUGUGAUUCGCGGGGGCCCUGAACGUAUUGUUCCCAAUGAUACGGAAAUUGUGGUAAGUGGGGCCGACUCGAUGGACCCCAAUACCCCAAAUGGUGCGAAUACGAUGAAAUUUGAGUGGAGUUGCACUCAGAAAACAGGGAAAGGUGUCUGUGAUUCCGACACGGUUUCCAAAGAACAGGAGUUUCGUAUUUCGGAGAAAGAAGCUAUUAAUGGGCAAGUGUUUAAUGUGAAACUUACCGUCACAACGGAGUUUAAAACGUCAGCGAAUGCAUGGCAAAAAAUUGAGGUUGUGACGAGUGCAGCGCUGCUGAGGAUUAGCUGCGAGAAGAACUGUCCUCCCAAAACAGACACUCCCAACGUUCAAGACGUGACAUUUUUUCGCGCCAAAUGCGAAACAAAUUGCGAAGAUAUAAAAGACGACGAUUACGCCUGGGAAAUCACACCGCACAAACCAAAAAGAUGGCUCCCAUUCGAUUACGAUACACAGACGCAUUUCGGUCGAAUCGGCCCCAAAUUCCUCAUCAGGAAAAAUGUACUCAAAGAAGGAUACGAAUAUAUGAUAAAGCUACAUCUUCGACCGAAAGCCAAACGUCAGGGUACCACCAUGAUUCUUGUCAAAUUUGCCUCGUCUCCGAUAGUAGACCGAUGCGAUACGACACCAAAUAUCGGUCUUAGUCUCACGACGAAAUUUCGGUUUAGCUGUGUGGAAAAAUCGCCCGAUUCGAGCUUUUUCUACGAGUUGUUUUAUAGCGAUGAGAAAGUAGGAUCGUCAGGAAAUAUAGUUAUAAGCGGUUAUUAUCCUGACGUUUUUCAUUUGCAAUUUCUGUUGCCACCCUCAAAAGGCCACGAAUUUUACGUAAAAGUGUCGAAAAGAGGGGGACCUGCGACCUAUAAACAAAUCUAUCCGAAUGUUGUUUCCGUUACUGAUAGAAAAACCGGUCCUGAAGCCGUCGAAAUCUACAAAAAAUUUUACGAAGGCAGUGAAAAAACCAUUUCAAAAAUGGUCGGUAGCAAUAAUCCCAAGGAAAAAUCAGAAGGAGUGGAGAGAUUUCAAGCUCUAGUCGAACAAAUACUUUUCGGGAAAAUCGAUUCAAAUGAUGCGAAAAAUUUCAUCAAAAAUCUCACUUUGGAAGUCAUCAGCGAUGAAUUAAAAUCAAAAGCCGGAGGUGUUGAUGAUUUACUGACAAUAAGCGAUUCCAUCACCAAAUUAAUAAACGAACAUGAGUUGACGCGUUUAAAUCCAGUAUUGGCCAAAAUGGCAACAGCAAUUUGCAAAAGAUUGAUAGAUAAACACACAGAAGCUGUGAAGGAAAAAAAUCCAGCCUUGACUUCGGAAGACAAAACGGAACUUAUUCAGAACACUUUGAGUAAAUGCUUGGAAGCUAACAUACAUGAAAAUUUCGAGGCUUUGGAACCAAUCACCGGUGGUAAUAUAACGAUUAAAGAACUCCCAGCAGUGCCUCUGGAAGCUUAUGUUGUUGAAAAUUAUCCCGAUUAUAUCGAUUAUGAUAAACAUUACACGGAAAAAAUGGAAAAUUUUAACACAAUAACAAACAACGUCAUCGAAGCCACCGCAAAAGCCGCCAAGACCAUAGCCAUGACCAUGGCGGUCGGCCAACACGUCUCCCGAAGAUUCGGCGAAAGCUCCGCCACUGUGGUGGCCAAAGACGCCGGAAAAUACAUCCUUAGCACUCGCAUCAAUCUACUAAACGUGACUUUAAUCCCAUCUAAAGACUUCCACGACAUCACCCACAACUUCGAUCUCCUGAUGUCCGUCUGGACCAAAGAUCUGAUGUGGUGGAACCACGACAAGACACGUCCAGUUACCAGCAUUGUAAGUGUCCAAUUCUGGCAUGAUUCUUGCAAGAAACGAAUCCGACAUUUUUUGAAUUACGUCGAGCUUCAACUCAAAGUUACGAAGAAGUUUGAGACUAAAAUGAAACCUGGGAAUGUUACAAUUCCGGAAAAAUAUCUACAGAUGAAAAAAGAACACUUGAAUCGGCAUAUAAGAGUCAGGAGGAUUGGCUUUCCCAAACAUUCGACUCUAUAUCUCGAUUUUUUCAACGUGACUGAGAAAAAUGCCAUUGAUGUGGUGGUUACAGAGUUUGAGUUUCCGACAAUCGAUCAUUUUUCUAAAAAUCUGACAAUAGACCGUGAAAAUAUGACAACGACUAGAAUUAUCAACAAAAACAGUUACGACAUGUGGAUUUACAUUGGAGUUUUGCCUAAUAGAAACGUCGUGAAAGAAGGUGGUCCAAAAAUUUUGUAUUAUAAUCUCACUAUUGUAUCAUCAUUUUGUAUCCGUUGGGUGAAAGAAGAUCGUGCUUGGAGACUCGAUUGCAAGACGGGAGAAAAAUCCUCUCGUGAUGAUGUUAUCAUCUGUCAGUGUACACAUUUCUCUGUUAUUAGUGGUUAUUUUCAAAAUUUGAACGCGCUUGUCCAAGAAGUGUUGCCGAUUCAAGUGGUAUUGGUGCUUCAAUCGUGCUAUGUUAUUUUUAUUACUGUUGCUGUGACCUAUGCUAUAUUUUGUCUUUUCUUCUUUUUGACGUUGUUUAAGACGUACAAAGAAGUGUAUUAUCUGGCAGAUAAUCUUAUGGAUGAUCGAUAUGCUUAUCUCAUAAUUGUGAGGACAGAAAAUGUCCAUCAUGCUGGUACUACGUCCAAAAUCACGAUAAGACUCAAAGGUGAUAAGAGAAUAAGUGAGCCACAUGUCCUCAAUUAUCCCGACCCCAAGCUUCGUCUCCUCCAAAACCAAAGCGAAGACAUGUUUGUAUUGACAACAAAUCGUCAUCUUGGAGUUAUCAAAGAAAUCGAGUUGUGGUUCGACUGCACCGGUUUUAACCCUUCUUGGUCUUGUCGAGACAUUGUGGUCUACGACAUGCAAAAACGUGUUCAAGUCUACUUCAAAGUGAGAACGCGUUUCGCAGUAGAUAAAAACGCCGUUACAUAUCUUUGCAUCACUCCUAGGGAAGAAAAAGGCAAAGUCACCAAUCGUAUACGAAUCUGUAAUCAUUUCCAUACGUGGAUGUUAUGGGCUGGAGAGUCAAAUUUUAGUUAUGAAACCAGACUAACUGUGGUUUUUUCCAAUAUUUUGAUGAUUUAUACGUUUGUGUUGGUGUUUCUUGGUACUCCGACGCUGACGUUGAAAGACUGUUUGGACAAAUUCGAAAAGUUUAUUUUCGAUUUUGAUAUGUUGCUUCUGGCAAUGCAGUGCGCGAUUUUGUCGUUUAUGGUUCAUGUACCUAUUGCUUGGACGUUUAGAUUUUCGCAAAUCGAAUUUAAAAUUUUCGACACGGUGUAUUACAAGUCGCACAAAUACUCAGUCUAUUGCAAAGCUUUGCUAUGUAUUUUAAUUACGAUAACAACUUCAUUUUUGAUUAUUUAUGGAUUUUGGGUCCCCUAUAAUUUUAGUUUGAUUUGGUUGGCGACUAGUUUAGUAGCUUGCAUUUUCUGCGUAGUCGUGAUCGAAAAUAUUUUUAUUAUAAUCCAGACGUCCAUUUGUAAAUUUAAACUGAGAGUUUCAUUCGAUAAAAGAUUUAAUGCAAUUCUUCAAAAUAUUGAAAAACAGAGAUUGUAUUUGUAUAAAAAAUUCGACGAGUCGCUUUUUCGACCCAUGAUGCAGCAUUUGUACACACCAUUAAAAGCCGCACAAUUAAUUAGACGACGUAUAGUCGUCGAACUUCGUAGAAGCAUUUACGACGACUUGCAAGACCUUUUUAUGUACUCCCUGUAUAACAUUAUUUUGUACAUGUUUGUUCUAGUCUAUCAAGGCACUCUAACAACAGUUAGUAAAAGCGAAGUCGAAAGUAUGGUCCAGGGUGAACACACUCGAAGUUUGCAAUUUUCAGAAAUCAGCACAAUUUCCGAAGUUUAUCAAUACAUAAAUACCACUUUGAUUCAAAUACUCCAUCCUACGAAUUGGUACACAAACUUCACAAUCCCACCAUCUGGAAUGAUGAUAGAUAAUGCAAAUAAAGUGAUUGGAGUUCCAAGAAUUCGUCAGCAUCGUAUUAUGGCGAAUGCUUGUGAAGUCCCCGCCCAAAUGGACUUCCUCAAAAUGCAUUGUCAUCCGGAAUUUUCGUUUCAAGAUGCGGAAACGGGAGAUUUCCUGCCUAAAUGGGCAACGGCCUCCAGGGGGGCGGAGUAUGACAGGUUGAAAUCCAUUUGGAAGUAUGCGACGGAGACUGAAACGGAAACGUGGGGAACUAUAGGCUGGAUAGGGACGUACAGUGGCGGCGGGUACCUGGCAUUCCUCGGCCGCACGCUUUUCAACUCUUAUGCCAAUUUACAAAAAAUGUUCGACAUGAAAUGGCUCGACUACCAGACCCGGAGCGUCUUUAUCGAAUUUUUGACAUACAACGCAAACUACAACGUUUUCGUCGCUGUUAAUUUGCUGUUUGAGCAAAGCGCUACAGGAUACACUUCGACAAUCCUCCAAAUCAACGUCGUCCGAAUGUUAUUCGUCCAGAACGAAGUCGAAAUCAAAACAAUGGUCUACUUCAUUCUAUUCCUAUUCUGGGUCAGCAUGCUCAAUAUCAAACUGCUCCUGGGAAUAACAAAAAAUAUCACAACUUUCUACAAAAAAUUCUGGUUAAUGGUGGACUUGGUGAUAAAUUUCAUGAGUCUGUUGAGCAUCUCGAUGUUUAUCCUUCGGAUCAAGAUGGUUGAGCGUUAUCUCAAGUCUUUGGAAGCGGUGAAACACAACGACUUUAUCAGCUAUUUCAAUAUGAUGUAUUUGGAGGAGUUUCUAACUUAUUUUGUCGGUGUUUUGGUGUGUUUCGCUACCGCAAGGCUCUGGAAGUUCCUCCGAUUCGGUCAGUUUUUCCGAAUAAUGGAACGCACCCUAGCAAUGGCCGCUGUGCCUCUUGGAGCGGUGACGUUCUCCUUCGGAGUGAUAAUCACAGCUUUUGCUUUCGUCGGAAUUAUUAUUUUCAACAACGAAUUCGUCGAAUUGGCAUUUUUCGUUAAAAUUGUAGCCACUCUCAUCCAACUCUCGUUGAAACCUGACCAAUUCGACCUGACCCAAUUCAUAACUUUCCAAUUGGCUUAUGCCUAUUUCUCUCUGUAUCUGAUAAUAAUGCAAGUAAUCCUUUUGGUGUAUAUCACUGUUAUCAUAAUGGCAUACGUGAAGGCCCGUUUGGAGUUAUCCUGUGGUCCUGACAGGUACACCGUCAAAGACUACGUCCAGGAACAAUCCGAGUAUAUCCCGAUUUUCCUCAAAAGUCUCGUGGCUCGUCUGAGGGCCGGGGCCACCGACGGCCCCCCUGUGACCCCCAAAGCCGACGAAUUUCGCUACGCAAAUUGUGUCGGAGUGCCGAAGAGUCGGCUCAAAUCGAUGAAGUUUAUCGUUUCCUGCAUUUUUCGAAAUAUGAGGGAGAAGGAAGAGGAUCAGAGGUUUUUGACCGAAUAUGAAGCUGCAUUGAUGUUAGGAGUGUGCAAUACUUUUGUUCUCAAAACUAACGAAAACGACGAACAAGAGCUCUUCUUCAAGGGCCAUUUCGAGGGACAGAAAAUACAGUUGGUGGAUGAGAAAAGGAUUGACAAAAUUGCCGAUUUUGUGGAUAUAAUGUUUGAAGAUAGACCUGAGUUUCGGUUUAUAGCGCCGUCUGGUUCGGAGAAAAUGCUUAUCGAUUGUUGCAAGUUAGCCAAAAGACAUAAUGUGACUUUGAGGAAGUGUAAUUUGCUUCUAAAGUUGGUCGAGUUUAAGAUGGAAAAUGUUGAUAACCUUUUGACGGAAUUUGUAAAAGACAUUGAAAGUAUUUGA